Molecule: messenger RNA, 4188 nt
Organism: Formica exsecta
Lineage: Eukaryota; Metazoa; Arthropoda; Insecta; Hymenoptera; Formicidae
Gene: morula
Product: anaphase-promoting complex subunit 2
Exons: 8
Coding region: 115-2448 (777 amino acids)
Biological process (GO): ubiquitin-dependent protein catabolic process
Cellular component (GO): anaphase-promoting complex
Molecular function (GO): ubiquitin protein ligase binding
Source: RefSeq, a predicted model, not a curated record
CGUCCUGAUUAGUCGAUCAAACGGUACUUUAUCUCGCGCGUAGAAUUUUUGAACGCACUCUAAACUGAAUUUUUUGGAGCAACUCAAACUUGCCGUCAGUAUUUAAACACGGAGAUGGAUGUGAAUCGAGAGGAUAUUUUCGUCCGGAUAGAACGCGCGUUUCCAGUGCUUAACGGAAAGCUGCUGCAUACUAAAGAAGAAUGCACGGAGGAGGAGUUCGCAAAACUUGCGGAAGAUGUGCGAGUUUUGAAGCUGUUACAAUUUGUCGAGGACAUUGUUAUUCAUCAUAUAGAACAAUAUAUCCGUUGGUAUGUAGCACCAGCGUUCUGGGAAAAGUUCGAGAAUACAGAGGAUGGCCAACGAGGCUUCGAAUUAUUCAAAUCCGCAGUGGAUGGUCUGUACAUCAGUCUCACAGAGUUUCUACCUGUUCUAAGAAAGUUGGACUAUUUAAGACAGAACAAGGAUAUGGCUACGGAUCCAUCAAGCACAGAAAAUGAAAUAGAGGCACGAUUCAAGCUCAUCGUGAGAGCGACAUUGUUAAGCCAAUUACCUCUGUGUCACGAAUGUAUUAUAGCACAUUUCUAUAAAAUUGCCUUUAAUGUAUUCUGCAAUUCGGAUAACUCAUCGCAAGCAGAUAUAUCGGUUAAUGAGAUUCAGUGCAUUGGGUGUGCCCAGGGAGUCGAGAACUGUCAGUGCCAAAUGAUAGUUUACAUGUUUCACGAGACAAACAGAAAACUAAUUGAACUGAAAUUAUUGGAGAGACUCGUAGGAAAUGUACUCACAUCGUUAAUUCAUAUUCGUAUCGAGAAUCAUGUGAUUCAAACAUGCGACAAAACGUUUGACGUGUCGCAAUUGAUUCCAUUAGAAGAGUGGCUUGAAACUGUCGUCAUGAGUUGGCUAAUAAGAAUUUAUUCCGGUGGCUUUUCGAAAACGGUGGCACUUAGUGAUGAGAUUCGUAAUGCCAUAAAUAAAUUUAAACAGAAAUUAUCGCAUUUUCUAUAUGAAACAUACACCAGGAUAAGGAUCAAUCAUCUCUUUAAUAUAAUAAUAGAAUAUCCUGAGUCGCAACCUGCAGUGGACGAUCUCCGAAUUUGUCUUGAGAGAACCGAUCAACGGAAGGUCCUGGUUAAGAAUCUGCAGGAAGCGAUCAAAACGAGGCUUCUGCAUCCCGGCGUGAACACCCCGGAUAUAGUGACAGCUUACAUCGCCGCGAUCAAAGCGCUCAAGCAUCUCGACCCGACAGGAGUUCUUCUGGAAGCUGUUACGGAACCUAUCAAGAGUUAUCUGAGGAGCAGAGAGGAUACCGUACGUUCUGUCGUUAAUAGCCUGCUCGACGAUUCGCCGAGCGAGUUGGCCGACGAAUUGGUAAAGGGCGAGUGUCUGCAGCUGGACGACGGUUCGGCGGACGACGAGACUGAGGAUUGGGAAAAGUGGAUGCCGGAUCCAGUCGACGCUGAUCCCGCUAAAUCAACGCAGCGCAAGGUGUCCGAUAUAAUAUCUACGUUGGUGAACGUCUAUGGCAGUCAGGAUUUAUUUGUUAACGAGUACCGGACAUUGCUAGCGGACAGAUUGUUGUCGCAACUCAACUAUCAUACUGAACGUGAGAUACGUCACUUGGAAUUGUUGAAGAGACGAUUCGGAGAGAAUCAGUUGCAUUAUUGCGAAGUAAUGCUGAAGGACGUUUAUGAUUCGAAAAGGAUAGACGGUAACAUCCACUCCGACACUAGUUAUAAUCUGCAAAGGGAACUGUUUCCCACUUCUGCGCUCAUAUUGUCGGCGCAAUUCUGGCCGCCGUUUAAGGAAGACUGGAAAUUGAAACUACCAAACAUCGUGCAAAAUCAAUUGAAUAAGUACGUGAAGGCAUUCGAGGCCUUGAAGGGAAAUAGAACGCUCUGCUGGAAGCCUCAUUUAGGAAAUGUGAGCCUAGAAAUUGAAUUAAAAGACAGAAAGUUGGACAUAAACGUUACGCCGGUACACGCAACGAUUAUCUUGCACUUUCAAGAUAAAAAUGAAUGGGCUUUGCAAGAUUUAGCGGAGGUGAUGCACGCUCCGGCGACUGUUUUACGACGCAAAAUGACAUUCUGGGUGUCGCAAGGCCUUUUGAAGGAAACUGCCAACGAUGUGUACGUCUUGCAAGAAGAGAGUACGUCCAAGAAUCGCUUGUCGACGGACAUCGUCGAGGAGGAAGAGACCGAAAGCAUCAUGGCCUCGGCCAGCGAUCAGAGAGAGGAAGAACUGCAAGUGUUUUGGUCGUAUAUUGUAGGGAUGUUGACGAAUCUAGAUUCGAUGCCGAUAGAAAGGAUUCAUCAGAUGUUGAAAAUGUUUGCGUCUCAAGGGCCGGGCGCCGUGGAAUGUGGUUUACCGGAACUGAGGCAAUUUUUGGAUAGGAAAGUCAGGGAACAUCAACUAUUGCUCUCCGGUAGUUUCUAUCGAUUACCAAAGUCAUAAGUUUCUGUUGUCUCACUAUUUUAUUCUUGACGUUUCAAUACAUGAUUGAAACGGCAUUUGUAUAGUUUGUAACGAUAGAAAAAUAUAAUUUGUGAUAUUACAUUAAGAGCGAUAUCUGGUUUCAUACAAAAGGAUAUUUUUUUGACAGAGAAAUAAAGCUUAUACAUAAAUACUCCAAUAUAUUUCGCAUAAAAUGUAAAUAUUUAUCUUUUUAAUAGGUAAUUAGCAUACAUAUACAUGUUUUCGAUUAAAUAUAAAUUUUAUUUGUGUGUUCCUUUGAAAGUCAAAAGGAGGUUAUCGAGUAUUGAAAAAAUAUUUUUAUUGCCCGUUCAUCAUAAUAUUUAUACAUGUUUGCGUAUAAACUAUUUGCACUUUUAUUGCAAACCAUAAAUUUUCUUUCGUAAGUAGCAUACAGUAUAUUAUGAUUCACACAUAAUCAGAUCUUUCCGAGAUUUCAGAAAACAGAUUAGCUUCUCAUUGUCACUUACACAUUAAUAUUGCCACAUAUAUAUCCUGCACAUAUCUCAACAUUAAAAUAAAAUAUGAAACUAAAAAAUUAUCAUAUAAUAAAUUUCGGCAAAAAAACUAUAUAUAAUUAUAGAAUAAUAAAUGUAAAUUCGCAUGCCAUAUAAGAUCUAACAAGAUUGCUUGCACAUAUAUAUUUCCUUAUUUAACUUAUCUGUAUACAUAUUUAUAAAUAUGAUAACAGGGGGAUAUAUAAAUAAAUUAGCCCGAGAUUUACUUUUGCAGUGAUAAUAAAAAUAAUCAAGGGAAAAAUUUUUUAAAUAAUGAAAGGAUAUGUAUAAUAAAAAUAAUAAAAUAAUAUAUCUAUAUAUAUUGCAAUUAUGUUUAACGCAAAAGUAAAUCACGAUCGUAUUUAUUCGUAUCGUCCGGAUGUUCAACUGAGUCUCAGUGCAUAUGUAUAAUACAUUAUGUAUACAUGUGUAAUAAUUUAUGUUCUUACGCAUACAUAUAUUAAACAGCAUAUACAUAAAGAGUAUACAUAUCUGUUUUUGUAUAUAAUCGAUCGCGAAAUGCGCAAGUAAUUUGCGCUUUCUAAUAAAAAAGACAAUAAUAUUCAAAAUAUUUCUUUAAAUCAAUUAUUUACGUAAUAAUAUGUCGGAUAUUUAUGUUAUGAACAUAAGUAGAUUUCAGAUCACUCUUAAUGUGUAGCUGUAUGUGUGUAUGUAUGCUUUUCCAGCAUUUAUAUAUAUAUACACAAAGGACCAAGCUAUUGGUAUCUAAGAGGGAUUUUUCGGAUAAAAAUUCAAAAAUAUCUGUCGAGAAAGAACGAGUAUAACAUUUGACACAUGGAUGACUAUACAUAGGAUUUAUAAACGCGUGCAACUCUCUGAGAAAUCGUUCUUAAUCGUUACAUGUACAAUAUGGCAGACCUAAAAGUGGUGCAACUAAUACACAACGAUAAAAUCGAUAUUAAGUAAAUCACUCUCUCACGCAAACACUCUUGCACGUGUGUGGACAGAGAUUACAUACAUAUUUGUUUAUUCAUAUGAUUAUAAUAUCUUGUAAAUAAUUUUGCAGCACAACAGAUCGAUACCUCGAUCGUUUCUGCUUCAUCGUUUUGCUCGUCAUUUGAUGGUAUCGAUAUGUGUGUAUAUAUACACGUAUAUGUAUAUAAAUAUAUACAUAUAUAUGUGUAUAUAUAUGCAAAUACAUUCAAUGAUCCUGCGAUUCAAAAAUCGUAAAUUCUUGCAAUAUUUUCAAAUAUUUGAAAUUUUA